Pochonia chlamydosporia 170 is the source of this 252-nucleotide messenger RNA. RefSeq lists its product as hypothetical. The coding region runs from base 1 to 252 and encodes 83 amino acids. Lineage: Eukaryota; Fungi; Ascomycota; Sordariomycetes; Hypocreales; Clavicipitaceae. The record is from RefSeq and is a predicted model, not a curated record. The transcript has 2 exons.
AUGACGUCUCAUUGCAUGCCUGGUUUGUUCAAGUUUUGUGCACUUGCAUUUGAUGCUCAAGGUGGAAUCUUGCUCGGGUGGCUCAGCCGGAAAGGCGGACGCGAGAAGCGGGUCUCAAGCUUGAGCUGCACCUGCACUUGCACUUGCAUUUGUGCACUUGCGAGUCCUGGGCAGCUCAACUUUGUAGGUGGAGCGAGUCUCCGCUUUGCAUCUGCCACAAAGUCAGGCGACGCGGGGAGGAGGUCAAUUUGA